Molecule: messenger RNA, 3594 nt
Organism: Nezara viridula (southern green stink bug)
Lineage: Eukaryota; Metazoa; Arthropoda; Insecta; Hemiptera; Pentatomidae
Source: the annotation of a GenBank genome assembly
GUGCUGGCCCAGCAACUCCUCAGUCCAUGUGUUGUCGGUGAUGACUGUGUAGCUACCUCUACCAGUACGUAUUCUCUCUCUCAGUACCUCAGUCUUCAUUCCUCAGUCCAAUACUUCGUAUCACUACAAUCUAAGAUGUUCACAUGCCGAUGGUUACGGCGAGCCGGGCGGGCGAUGAGCAGGCUGUCCGUGGAGACCCAGAAAACCCAGAAGAGGCAGAACUCCCAGUUCAUCCUGGAGUCUACCCUCCCGCGAGUGACCAUCCCUUCCCAGACGAUCCAGGAUAAGAUCUUCGAGCACAUGGACAGGUGGCCUGAGCACACAGCAUUAGAGUGCUGUAUGUCCGGCAGAAAUUACACCUAUGCCCAGCUGGAUGAGUUCAGCAGAAGGGUGGCUGCUGGGUACCUGAAGUCAGGCCUGAGGCCAGGUCAGGUCGUAUCUUUUGUCUUGCCGAACAUCCCAGAGUUCAUUAUCGCCCUUCUAGGAGCACUCAGGGCCGGACUUGUAGUAUCUACUAUUAACCCUAUCUAUGGAAGUGAGGAAAUAGGCUAUCAGAUAAACAAUUCUGACUCUGCUCUUGUAUUAACAUUUAUGUUGAAGUUGGAUGAAGUUAAAACUGCUGUGAGCAAAAUGGACAAAAAACCCAUUAUCACAGUGAUACAUCAGCCAGGCGAGGAAGUCCCGGAUGGCAUUCAGUCAUUCAUGGAACUAUUCAUGGUUGAUGAAGAUGACCAGAAAGCUGUAGAUAAGGUCAAAAUUGAUCCUGACAAUCUCGCGUUACUUCUCUAUUCCUCAGGUACAACCGGUCUUCCAAAAGGAGUCCGCCUGACGCACAGAAAUAUUGUUUCAAAUAUUGUGCAAGUAGAACAGCCAGAAACUUGUCCAGUAAUUGACACCACGGCUGAUUAUCAAGAUACGAUUGCUUGCGUACUACCAUUCUUCCAUGUAUACGGCCUUGUAAUUGGCAGUCUCUCUUACCUGGGUAGAGGUUGCAAGCUUCUGACCCUUCCGAGGUUUGAGCCUGACAUGUACCUCAAGGCAUUGAAAGAACAAAAAACAACGCUGGCACAUGUGGUUCCACCUUUGGUGCAGUUUUUAGCAAAUCAUCCUGCUGUAUCAGCAUCUCAUCUUGACACUUUGAGGUACUGUAUGAAUGGUGCAGCUGCUGUAUCACAAACCGAUGCCAAUAAACUGCUCGAGAAGAAGAAAUCAUUACGUAUUCUUUCUGGUUAUGGUUUGACUGAGGCAUCGCCAGUGAUAACAUGUAGCAAAAAUACGUCAACAAAUUUAAUUUCUGUUGGCCAUAUCGUCCCGAACACAGAAAUAAAGAUAGUUGAUACAGAAACAGGCAAGAUCAAAGAUGCAAGCACUCCUGGAGAAAUAUGUGUCCGUGGACCACAGAUUAUGGAUGGCUAUCACAAAAACGAUCAAGCCACCCAGGAAACUAUCAUUGAUGGGUGGCUUCACACAGGUGAUGUGGGCUACUUCGACAAAGAGGGGCAGAUGUUUAUUGUAGACCGAAUCAAGGAAUUAAUCAAAGUUAAAGGUUUCCAGGUUGCACCAUUAGAAUUAGAAGAGAUUUUACGAGCACAUCCUGGUGUGGCUGAUUGUGGAGUAGUUGGUAAGCCUGAUAAGAGAUUUGGAGAAGUCCCUGUAGCAUUUGUCGUCCCUUCGAAAAAGAAACCAACAACCAAGGAGCUUCAAGAAUACGUAGCUGCCAAAGUUGCAGAGUACAAGCAAAUCUCAGAAGUUGUAUUCAUAGAAGCCAUACCUAAGAAUCUAACUGGAAAGAUACUUAGAAAGAAUUUGAAAGAAAUGUUGACACAAGGGUAAACGUCAGAAUGAAGAAGAGCUAAGAAACGAUAGAUUGUUUGUGACUCCCUUUAGCAAAGAUAAAGAAACUUUUUCUGCUUUAGAGAGACUCUUCAAAACAUCAGAGUGAUUUGAGAGCAGAUGUUUACGUUAGUUUAUAGAGAUCUCCACAAAGGUGGCCACGUCGAGUUUGAAAACUUCAAGUGCCUGCUUAAAAAAAAAAAAUUCUAACGUAGAUGAAUCAGCAAAACAAUAUUUUUUUAACUGUUCAGAUUUUUGACAAAUUCAUAUCUAAUUCCCUUUUUAUAAAACGAUUCUAGGAGAACAUACUCAUUUAAACUCGAGAAAAAAAUUACAGUGCGAAAUCAAUUAAAAUUCUUGAAGAAAGCCAAAAGUAUGCCAUACAUCCUUCUUAGGAAUUGUAAGAUAGUAGCUGAAAUUGAUUAGUUUAAUAAAUGGUCAAUUAUUAUUGAGAAAUGUAGAACUGAAAACAGUCAUUAUCCUGAAUACAAAAAAUAAAAUAAAAAUUAAAAAAAAAUAAAAACAACCUAUAUUUUUAUAAAAUAUUAGACAUAGGGAUAAGAAUAAAUGAUAAACAAUUACAAAAGUAGUAUAUUUACUUUAUAUUAAAGUGACGUAAGGUUCAAAAGGAAAAGACUUACCGCUCUCUCUCCCCUCAAAUUCUUUUAAUUCUGAUUUAAUUUUAAUUGACAAAAUGCCGAAAAUUAUUGAGACUGAUUUGAGUAUAUUUAUUCUGGUUUGUAACACAAUAAAUUCUGUAGUAUCUUAAUCCUCCAGUACAUGCAUGUGAUGUAAGAUUUAACUCUGGUAUAAAUAAUUUAUAUGAAAGAUCUGAACUAAUUUUUGAAAUGUUUUUCUAAAUUUUCAGGCCGAUUUACAAUCAUUUCGUACUUUAGAGAGUAGAAAAUAUAAGAUCCUAAUGCACAAUUUGCAUUUUUAUUUAAUUAAAUUUAAUUUAAUUUUUGUUUUUUUCAAUUCUUGAACUGUUCUGAUUACACUUGGCUAAUUGUAAAAGUAAAUUGUACCAUUUUUUUGGAGGGGGGAGGGGGAAAUAAUGUAAAACAUUAUUUGGAAGAUUACAAUUAGUUUGUCUAAGGACUAAAAUUCGCACAAGAACAAAAUAAAUUAAUGAACUGAGUAGAAAUAAUAAGAGACUGCAUAUCUGAGAUCGUUUGCAUGUGCUGGAGGUUGAAAACAUUCAGUAGGUAAUAAGUAGCAAUUUAAUGCCAUUUGAUCACUUGGUGGAAACAAUUUAUGUACGUGUUAUUGUUUUAGAAAACUUAAAAAGAAAAAAAAAAUGAAGUAUGAAACAUAUUAGACAAUGUUAAAAAAUAUUCCGUUUAAAGAAUAAGAUUUAAAUUAAAACAAUUUUAAGGGUUACCUUCAGAAACCUUUAAAUAUUUUAUUUUUGGCUCGUGAAGAUACUUUUUACAAACCUGUUAGUUAUAACCAACAUUGCAGCUUGUUAUAAAAGUCUGUUGACAUUAAGAUUGUAAACAUUAAAAUAUGAAUGUUGUUUAAUCUAUAUUGUACAAAAUGUAUAAUUAUGAAUAUUAUAAUGUAUAAUUAUGUACAUAUCUUAUAAAUAAUAUAUACAUACAUCUAUAUAAAAAAUAUAUAUAUUUUUAUUUUUGACAAAUAUUUUAAGGUUUCUGGUUAAAUUAUUAUUUUAACAGAUUUGAGUGAAUUAGUGCUUACAAAUUUUAUUUUUAAUUUAUGGAUUAGGUGAAAUUUUGUUAAAUAUAAAUUGUUUUCAGAAAU